This is a messenger RNA of Suillus paluster, 671 nucleotides long. RefSeq lists its product as uncharacterized. Bases 24 to 563 code for a protein of 179 amino acids. The record is from RefSeq and is a predicted model, not a curated record. The transcript is spliced from 7 exons. Lineage: Eukaryota; Fungi; Basidiomycota; Agaricomycetes; Boletales; Suillaceae.
CAAGAAACCGAAGCACCCCCCUCAUGAGCAGCGAGAUGUUGCUGCUGAGGACUCCUCUGAUGUCGAUGACACCAAGAAGCACAAGAAACCGAAGCACCCCCCUCAUGAGCAGCGAGAUGUUGCUGCUGAGGACUCCUCUGAUGUCGAAGACACCAAGAAGCACAAGAAGCACAGGCACCCUCCCGGUAUUGGGCGCCGAGAUGUUAUUGCCGAAAACUCCUCUGAUGUCGAAGACCACAAGAAGCCCAAGAAACCGAAGCACCCCCCUCAUGAGCAGCGAGAUGUUGUUGCUGAGGACUCCUCUGAUGUCGAUGACCACAAGAAGCACAAGAAACCGAAGCACCCCCCUCAUGAGCAGCGAGAUGUUGUUGCUGAGGACUCUUCUGAUGUCGAUGACCACAAGAAGCACAAGAAACCGAAGCACCCUCCUCCCGCUCAUGGGCAGCGAGAUGUUGCUGCUGAGGACUCCUCUGAUGUCGAAGAUGGCAAGAAGCACCCGAAGCACCCAGGUCAUGGGCACAUUCCUGAUGUCCCUGCUUAAAUCACCGGAGUGCUCGAGCUAGCUUAACGAAUAUAAGAGUCCAGACCUAAGGUUACGAGUCUCGGACGUGUCUUGGCUAGAUUGACUUAGAUGAUUUGAUUCACCGUUAAUCACAAGCCUUUUACAUGCC